GCGCAUUUCUGAUGGAGAGUCGUGUUUUUGGGAUAGUUACUGCCACACAGUUCUGACUGGGAUUUCCUUGACGCAAGUCAAGGCAGUGUGCUAAGAGCUUCGAAAUGAACAUACUCCUCGGAAAUUGUGUGGGCAGCUGCGACCAGUUGGCGGGCCCGCCGCCGGACUUCAUCCUCUCGAUGCCGCCGCCACCGCUGCCGUCCUUCCUGAUCUCAAAGCCGGCGACCGUGGACAUCCUGCUGCCCUCCAAUGAGUCGCAGCCGUGCUUCGCCGCCUUCAUGUGUGGCCACGGGAUGCAGCACAACGAGAGCGGCAAUGCGCUGAUGGAGCUGGUCAGAAGCGACUCCAAGAGCCUGGAGAACAUGUGGCUCUUCGUCUCGUCCUGCAUCGGGAUCUUCGUGUUCGGCUGCUUCCUGGCCCUCAUCGUCAUCAGAUGUCGAGACUCCUUCUUUUCGUACCACGACACCAACAUCAAGCAGACGGCCAUCAACGCCCUGGGCGAGGCCACCAAGUCGAACGCCUUCACAUCCGGCGGCAUCCUCUAUCCCUGCGCCACGGCCAACAGCCGGGAUCUGCUCCAGAGCCAGCUGGUCAACGACAGCCGUCUGUUGUGGGCCACCCUAACGCCCCACGGCACCCGGCACUUCAUCAUCGAGAACUCGCAGGACGGGCACUACGAGUCGGUCGACUACCGCGGCAAGUCCCACGGCCAAGUCUUCCGCGGCUAUGAGAAGCACUCGCAGUCGUUUGUCAAGUCUUUCGACAACAAUGGCUUCGUUGACUACGACUACGAGGACCCCACGCCGUUGAUGGACUCUUACCAUGAUGAUAUGGACUCCGGCUACCAGGAGCCACAUGAGGUCACCGGAUCCCUGAAGCGGUCUGCGAUGCGGACCAUGGACUCGUCGACAAACGACACCCCGACCAGUGCCGGAUCGAACCACUCCAACCAGAACGGCCACUCCAAGUCCAUCAACCGCAAGACGACGCUCUCCCGGCGCAUCAGCGAUGCAUCCUCCCAGAACGGAACAUCCAUGUAAACGCAAUGUCAAUUGGGGAACACUUGAGUGGCGUCUUGUAAAUUACAAUCGGAGGCACUUGGGAGGACCCUCGGCGGUCAUGUCGUCCACCACACACUACAGAUGGUAAUGAUCACACGCUGAUAUUUUAGACUAUGUUAAGAGGUGAAGCACAUGCGUGGGUUGUUGCCUGGUCUCAUGAGGACACUUCUUGAUCGGAACUCUUGAUCGGAACUUUAAUCCCGGACCAGAGUCGUUACAUUUCACAACAAGGGACAAACUCGACCUAUAUGAAUUUUAAACUGUCAACUGUAAGCCAUAAGCCAUAAGCCAUAUAGACCCACGCACAUGCAAUUACGUUUUAAGCCUACUAUGGAUUACAUCCGCUAGUGUACUAUAUGCACACACAAUACUCGCGUCGCUAUUAAUUGCUUGUACUUGUACACACACUUAUUUUAUAAAUACCUUAACUAUACGCCAUACGGCAGAUAAUCUAACUAACCGCGCAAUUCGAUUUCGCCGAUCGGAAGGGCACACUAUUGUAUCUGCAUACGGACUAACCUUGGAAUUCGGAAUCCCUAUUCUCAAGCUGGGAACAAAGUGAACAAACAAACAUGCAUUUUGAAAAUACUCUGAACACGUAUCGCCUUCAGCGCUCGUUUAAUUGUAGCCAUAAGAACAAUAAAUAAAAUUCUCAGUAGUUAAUAAUCCUGCAGCCGCAUUACAUUAUC
Messenger RNA from Drosophila elegans, 1750 nucleotides. RefSeq lists its product as uncharacterized. Lineage: Eukaryota; Metazoa; Arthropoda; Insecta; Diptera; Drosophilidae. The record is from RefSeq and is a predicted model, not a curated record. The coding region runs from base 105 to 1040 and encodes 311 amino acids. The transcript has 4 exons.